This is a messenger RNA of Scophthalmus maximus (turbot), 2682 nucleotides long. It is a transcript of the gene gnpat2, whose product is annotated as glyceronephosphate O-acyltransferase 2. Gene Ontology annotation, biological process: ether lipid biosynthetic process. The coding region runs from base 144 to 2180 and encodes 678 amino acids. The record is from RefSeq and is a predicted model, not a curated record. Gene Ontology annotation, molecular function: glycerone-phosphate O-acyltransferase activity. Gene Ontology annotation, cellular component: mitochondrial membrane; peroxisomal membrane. The transcript has 16 exons. NCBI's taxonomy places the organism in Eukaryota, Metazoa, Chordata, Actinopteri, Pleuronectiformes, Scophthalmidae.
CGACACCAUUGGCCCGGGCCCCGGGACGCCGCUGCGGCGUCUGCAGGGUGUAAGGGAGCAGGACUCCGUCCGUGGGACUAGAGCCGAGAGGAAAAGGACCGAGCCACCUGCACCUGCCGGGAGCGUGUUUGUCCGUGGGAAGAAUGACGCACACGCACAGGGCUUCGGGCAGAGCGGGCCCGGAACACGAUGAGGAGUUUGUAGAUAUACUGGAGGAGAGGAGGCGCAGCAGUGACCUGGGCCACGCCCUCAGGACCUUUAACCCCCACCCCUACCGAGGAGCCCCGCCCUGCUCCACGGCUGACCUCAACAAAGCCGUGCUGGAGUCCCAGUAUCUACGCUAUGUGGCCAAAGAGAUCGCCAUGGAGACGGGGUCGUCGGAGGAGGACGUGAGAGAGGAGGCUCGCGGGAUCCUGGAGGAGAUGUCUCAGAACCUGCAGCUGCGUUUCAUCCGGCUGAUGGGCUACACACUCACCAAGGUGUUCAAGAGGCUCUUCACCGGCAUCUUCGUCAACAUGGAGGGCCUCGGCACGCUCCAACAAGCCAUUCAGGAAGCUCCUGUGAUCCUGAUGCCCAAUCACAGGAGUUACGUGGACUUCUUGGUUAUCUCCUACAUCCUGUUCACCUACGACAUCCCUGUACCCGUUAUAGCUGCAGGAAUUCCUCUUGCAGGGAUGAAGAUGGUCGGAGAGAUACUGCGCCGCUCCGGAGCUUUCUUCAUCCGACGUGCCAUCGGCUCUGACAAACUCUACUGGGCGGUGCUGUCAGAAUACGUCAAGACCAUCGUCAGGAAAGGGUACGCUCCUAUGGAGUUUUACGUGGAAGGGUUGAGGAGUCGCACGCUGAAGUCGGUGACGCCGAAGUUAGGUAUGAUGCACAUGGUGCUGGAGCCCUACUUCAAGAGUGAGGUGUUUGACAUCACGCUGGUGCCCGUCAGCAUCAGCUACGACAGAGUGCUGGAGGAGUCGCUGCUCGCCCACGAGCUGCUUGGCGUCCCCAAGCCCAAAGAGAGCACCGCAGGCCUGCUGAAGGCGGGCAAAGUGCUCCAGGAAGAUUACGGCACCAUGCAUGUGAACUUUGGCCGUCCCCUGUCGGUCAGGCAGCUGUGUCAGGGCAAGAUAAACCGCUGCCAGUACAACUCCGCACCCAGAGAUCUUCCUCAAAAGCCCACCGAAGAGGCCCAGGCCUGCGUGAGUUGGCUGGCUCAUCUCAUGGUGCGAAUCCAGGAUGAGGGCUCUGUGAUCAGCCCGUGGUCUCUGAUGGCCUGCCUGUUGCUCCAGGCUCCGAUGGCGGUCCUAACAGAGGAGGGGCUGCCGUGGGAGCGGCUCGCGGAGAGAACCCUCUGGCUCAGGAGGCUGGCGCUGGACUGCGGCGCUGGACUGAACUGGCCCGGACAAACCCCUGACUCGGACGUGAUGUCGUCCGCCGUGGCCCUUCAUCGCUCCGUCGUUUACCGGAGAGCGGGGCGUGUCUACCUGCUUCAGCAGGAAGAGCCGGCGAGGAAGCGUCCAAUCAGCCCAGAGGAGGCUGUGAUGAGAAUAGCGACGGCGGUCCUGAUGCUGGCCUCCUACAGGAACCAGUCGCUGCACGUUUUUGCGCGUCCCGCCCUGCUCGCCACGGCCUUGCACAUCACAAAGAGCACGCAGAGAGACGAGCUCUUCGCCUGCUUCUGCUUCCUCCAGGACGUCUUCUCCUACGAGUUCAUCUUGGUCCCCGGCGAGUUGUCUCAGGACUUUGAGGAGGCAUGCGUCCUCCUGGAGAAAUGCGGAGCAGUCCACAUCAGUCAGCAGGAAGUGACACUUUCAGACAUGGGACUGGAGGCGCUAUCCUUCCUGCGAGCUCUAAUUCAACCCUUCAUUGAUUCCUAUCAGGUGAUGUUCAGGUACCUUUCUGAAGAGGGAGAUCCCGUGCUCACAGAGAAACAGUUGGUACCCGCUGUGAGAAACCGGGCGACAAAGCUCAUCCUCUCAGGCGAGCUUCGCACCUACGAAGCCCUCUCAUCGGACACACUGAAGAACGCCCUGUCGGCUCUGCAGCGACUGGAGGCCGUGACCAAGUUGAGGACGCCGGAGCAGAACGAAUACAAAGUGAACAGUGCAGCUGUUGGAAGAAUUGGAGACAUACUCUCUGGGACAAUCCCUCCCCAGAUGCUGCAGACUACACCUGACGCAAGACUUUAGCCUCUGUUGGAACGGAUCCAUCUUCAGUAUCAGCCCACGGUCCUGUUUACCGCUACUUGACCUCUUCCUCCUCUUCCAAGUCUUUAUUCUUCUUCCUCACUCUGUGCCUUUAUGCAGCCGUCGGUGGAACUGCUGCCCCUUCACUCUGCACUCUGAGCUCUCAGAUACCGAAUCCUAGAUGCCAGACUCAAAGGUGACAGUGUUGCUGAUUAUUUUUUUUUUUGCUGGAUAUAAUCAGAAGUGGUUUUUAAGCAUCUUUCUGGGCUUCUGGGUAUGACAGAAGCAGCUGUGAGUUCUGUGGAUUGCGAUACUCAACUAUAAGUACAUUUUUAAUAACUUGUGUAAAUAUAUAAAAAAAAUUCUGUCCUAGAUUAAUUAUUGAUUGGAAAAACUAUCUACAUUCAUGUAGCAAUAAAGUUCCAUUCCAUAACCAUUCAACUUGUUUGAGACGUUUAUUUUAACUUCUGUACAUCUCAAUAAAUGUAAAACAAAUGUAACAAAA